AUGUCUGAAACAAUAACUUCGCGCGAUUCUACUAUGGCGCAGGAUUACUAUGCUAGUCUUGAUGAGGAUGGCUCGCUUGUGAAGAAGUUCAAGGAUAUUGAUGAUGAAACUCAGUUUCACAUAGCUAUACGCCGUCUGCAGGACCCUCUGACGCAGAAUUUUGUGCUGGACUUUGGGAAUGAAGAUGCGUGGUGUGCGUCUGAUUUGACUACAUACGAAAUGAAAUCCUUGUUAAGGAAGCCGAGAGCCAAGUGCCUCGGUACACGGUGGAUUAACAUCUGGGCACCAGAGGAGCAGAAGGAAAGCAUAAAGGUGCGGAUAUUCCCUCCAUCGAAACGGUCCUCACGUUCAUCUAGUGUUGCGCCUUCGUUCCACCACGACGUUGACGAUCCGGAGAAUGCACUCAAGCAACUUUCCGAUUUAGAUAGACCAGGCGAGUCGGCUUCAUUCAAGAAUCUCACCUUCGCACAAAUUGUCGACCAAAUCUGGCACUUCUCCUCUGUGGACCAUGGGCCUCGAUACACGUGUAUCGGCUAUAAUACGUUAUUUGUCAUUCCCACACUAUCACAGCCAAAUGGCAAAGAUCUUCCAGAUGGAAAGCGGCUUUGGACCUGGCUGAUCCAGUGCGAUGAUGGCACGGUAAUUUCAAUCCAAGAGAAUCCGUUCGCAGGCCGAAGGGAUGGAGUGUCAAUGGAGGAAGCAAAGCCAGUCCUCGACAUUGUGCGCAGGAACAUGCGUUUCAUUUUCUCCGGCGUGUCGAGACAGCACUAUGCCAUGUCCGAAAGCGAGUCACUCAUCACCAUCCGCGUGCGACAUUUCAAUGAUUUUGGACCAGACCAAGCCAAUAUCAAGCAGGAGGAUGGACCUAGUCUGCUGUUCUAUUAUAUCUUUGAUGACUGGGUGUCGAGCUAUGGGUUAAUCGCAAAGCGGGAGCACAAGUACGGCGUUGCUCUGGAGGAACUGAGAGGCCAAAUGCUCGACCGUCCCAUAGUGGAUUUGGUGAAUGAAUUGCACUGGCUGGGCCGGCGACUCGCAGUUCUCAAACGGUUGUAUCAGAGCUACGAGCUUAUUAUGCAACGAUUAUUGCAACGCCAACGCAUGCUCCGCGAUGAAGCCCGCUCGGCCCAUCCAGCCACAAUCCCGGACGGAGCCACCUAUGGCGAUGCGGAGUUCGUGGAUAUACGGCAGUCCAGUCUCGUGGGCAAUUCCAGCCACCCCAAUACCGAGAAAUCGGUCGGGGUGCAGCUGAGCUCGAGUGCUGUGGCGCGGUUCGAACGGUUGGCGGAUCGCAUUAAUCUGUAUUGUCUGAGCGAGAUCGAGAAUUGUCUCAAUGAGAAGGAGUCCUUGACAUUCUUGAAUUUCAACUUGAUUGCGCUCAAAGACUCGCAGGCUGUUGAGAAGCUCACUCGCAUCACCAUCCUGCUAGCCAAGGCGACCAUUUUGUUCUUGCCCGUCAGUUUGAUGAGUGCAUAUUUCUCCACGGAGCUCAUCGGUGUGAAGAACGGGUACACUAAGACGGAUUAUUGGGUCAGCUUUGCGGUGAUCUUUGUUCUGUCCGUCUUGCUGUUGACGGUAUUCGGAUACGCCAGUGACACUGUGGAGGGGAAGACAAUCUAUCGGUCCAUGGUCAGGACGUUCUUUCGAGAGUCUCGCCAGAAGAUAUCACGGCGACGCUGA
This is a messenger RNA of Penicillium bovifimosum, 1677 nucleotides long. RefSeq lists its product as uncharacterized. The transcript has 8 exons. Bases 1 to 1677 code for a protein of 558 amino acids. Lineage: Eukaryota; Fungi; Ascomycota; Eurotiomycetes; Eurotiales; Aspergillaceae. The record is from RefSeq and is a predicted model, not a curated record. Gene Ontology annotation, molecular function: cobalt ion binding; magnesium ion binding; cobalt ion transmembrane transporter activity.